AGAAUAUAUCUAGAUGAGAUCAUGUCUCGUGACUGGGAACGCAAUUUUACUAAUACCAUGAGAGAAACAGAAGAUAAUCUAAGCCGAAUGAGGAAUCGCCUUGAUCCAGCAAGGUACAAGCCCAUAGACAGCACUCUCAUAGAUUCUCCUCCAGAGCCAACAGAGCACUUAAGCAAUGGCGUUCCAAAGAUCAGGCUGAAAAACAACAACAAAGAGCGUCCAGUUUCGGCCAUAAUGACGAGUACCUCCCCAAGUUACGAGUUGUACCGACACAGUGCACCCUCUACUGGGCUGGUAGCACUUCUCUCAGAGAAAGUGGAGAGACAGAAUAAGGUGAUAGAGCAGCUUGCACACCAGGUCCAGGAUCUGGAGAGGGACAGGAGGAAGAAUGAGGUCAAGGUUCAUGACCUAGAGCACCAGGUCAACACCCUAACCACAAGACUGACUGAAAACAGGGGGCAACAUAAUCAGACGGAACAGCAGAUUGAAGGUUGGCAGAGAGAUGUAAGGAAUCGUUUAGAUGAACUCCAUGAGCGAGUCACAAGACAGAUGACAAACGGUGGAAGCAACGAUGCGUACAACAGUGAGGGCGCUCUUGCAAUGCUUGCCAGAGAUCUCCAUGAAGCGAAGCGAAUGCUGCAGGGAGAAUACAACGCCCUCCAUCAUGAGAUAGAGACACUGAGAACAAGACUGGUCAAGCAAGAGAUGGACGUUACCGGUCAGCUGAUGGAAGGGAAAGAGAUGGGCCGGAAAAUGGACAGGCUAGAUAGGAAGCUUGGAAAGGUACAGUCAGACCAACAGCUGGUGCUAUCCCAUCACCUUGGGUUAUCGUCAAGCUCUCAUCAACCCCCUUCCAGGCUCUACAGCGACCAGAAAGACAUCACAGAUCUUAAGAUGGAGAUGAGUAAGCUACUAGCUUCAUUCAGCAGGCUUGAAAGUGCUUCUCAAGUGUCCCGCUCCAGCAAUGGAUCAGCGCCCUCUACUGUCUCCGCCACCACUGUAUCUUCCAGCAUCAGUAGCAGACGACACAGGUCCUAUCCUUCCUCUGUGUCCUCAUCCAAGGGGCCGAUAGCUGCAUCGUCGCCAUGGCAACGAUCGGGACAUCAUCAUUACCAGGACAGAAAGAAGAAGAUGACAAGGGGGGCCAAAAUAGGGACCAAAAUAGGGAACAGCGACGGAAGUAGCACGAGCAUCGAUGACCUGAGCAGCUCUGAGAUCUCUCUGCCUCUCAGCAUCAGUCAUGGGGAGGAGGAGGAGGAUGAUGAGGAGAAGAGGAGACGGAGCAUGCAGGGUGGAGGAGGAAACCAGUUGGUGGUUGAUGAUGAUGAUGAAGACGAUGAGGAUGUCGAUGAUUUCCAAGAUGACCUCAGCCUUUACCUGUCUGACCUAGAUGUGAGUCACAAGGGUGAAGAGUUUGGAAGCACCAUCUCACUGGACUCUGGAAACCUUGACCUUGAUUUCAUGUGAGAGAGACAUUCAGAUGUGGAUUUGAACUUUGAACUUUGAACCUUGACUCUGCCGUGCUAAGUUUGCAAGAGAGACCUGUCUGACCUAGAUGUGAGUCACAAGGGCAAAGAGUUUGGAAGCACCAUCUCACUGGACUCUGGAAACCUUGACCUUGAUUUCAUGUGAGAGAGACAUUCGGAUGUGGAUUUGAACUUUGAACUUUGAACCUUGACUCUGCCGAGCUGAGUUUGCAAGAGAGACUUUAUCAGGAGUAGGAAGGCAUAAUGUAGCUGCUUAGUUUGAUAUGAAAUAUCCAACUGUUACAUAAAUGCUGUCAAUUCAGACUUGGGGGUCAUAAAAAUAUUGAGAAAAAUGAUUCAUUGUGAACUACUACGAGUAAUUAGUAUGCUGUUUUAAUCACAUGAAUAUUGUUGAAGGUGAUUUUAAAUUGAGCAGUUUCUAUAAAGCAAUAUCUCUCGCUGCACUAGGAUUAUUUUUCUGGUAAAUUCCGACUUUGGACGAGAGAGAACCUUGAGAUUUUUAGUUGUAAAAUGAAUAGUAAUAUUCUGUGUGAGCGAUGUGAAUAUUGUUGCAAAUUGCAAAUUCCUUCCAUACUGACAUCAUUUUACUGUGUCCUUCUUUCUUUUGGUUGAAGAAAAUGUUGUGAAUCAA
Molecule: messenger RNA, 2118 nt
Organism: Strongylocentrotus purpuratus (purple sea urchin)
Lineage: Eukaryota; Metazoa; Echinodermata; Echinoidea; Camarodonta; Strongylocentrotidae
Exons: 10
Coding region: 22-1467 (481 amino acids)
Source: RefSeq, a predicted model, not a curated record